CCGCCCCACCUCCCAAAUGGAACAGGACCGAGACCGGUAGAGGACGCACCACCCGGAAACCAGAAAUCCUCACCUGAAGCACUGGCUCGUCACGACGGCUGCUGUCGGCUCUGAUAGUUGGAGAAACCAGCACAUCGGCAGUUUCACAACAACCUCAAAUGGGAUUCAGCUUGACAUCUCAAUACCGAGUGCCAUAUUCCUAAUUGAUUAAGAAGAUUGACUUGGGGAAAACUUUCUGUGUGCAGGGAUGGAGUCCCACAGUCAGGUUCUGGAUCGUUUACGAACGGCCUUCAGGUCAGGCAUCACUUUGCCGCUGGAGUUUCGUCGAACGCAGCUCACCAAGCUGCUGGCCCUGGUCAAAGACAACGAGGAGCAGAUUGUAAAAGCGCUACACCAAGACUUAGCAAAGCCAAAAUUUGAGAGCAUCCUCUCCGAAGUGGAAAUGGUGACCAAUGAUCUCCAUUAUGCCAUCUCGAACGUGGCAACCUGGAUUCAGCCGGAGUAUGUGUCCAAAAACCUGGCUACAAAACUAGAUGACUGUUUUGUGCGGAGGGAACCGUUGGGAGUUGUGCUCAUCAUCGGACCCUGGAACUACCCCCUGCAACUCCUCGUUUUACCACUAGUUGGAGCCAUUGCUGCAGGAAACUGUGCAGUUAUCAAACCUUCAGAGGUCAGCUCAGCCACAGACUGCCUGGUGGCUGAGCUCGUUCCGAAAUACCUGUCUCAGGACUGCUAUGCGGUUGUUCGUGGGGGAGCAGAGGAGACCAAGGCUCUGCUGCAGAACCGAUUUGACCACAUCUUCUACACAGGUUCCCAAGCGGUGGCUCGCAGUGUGGUCCAGGCCGCCUCCCUUCACCUGACGCCCGUAACGUUGGAGCUGGGCGGUAAGUGUCCCUGCCUCAUAUAUGGCCGGAUAAACAUCCAAGCUGCGGCCCACCGACUGGUGUGGGCCAAGUACUUCAACGCGGGCCAGAGCUGUGUGGCUCCAGACUACGUGCUCUGCACCAAGGCCACCCGGGACGCCCUGGUGCCCGCCCUGUCCACUGUGCUGGAGGAGUUCUACGGGAAGGAGCCGCAGAAGAGUCCGGACCUGUCCCGCAUCGUGUCUGCUCGCCACUUCACUCGCCUCAUGAAGCUGCUGGAGAAAACCAAGGGCAAGGUUGUUAUCGGGGGACAGAGCGACGAGGACGAUAAAUACAUAGCGCCCACGGUCCUGGUGGAUGUAGAGGAAGACGAUGCCCUGAUGGCGGAGGAGAUCUUCGGCCCCAUCCUGCCCAUCCUGACUGUGGAGGAGCUGGAGAAGAGCUUUGAGUUGGUGAAUCGUAAGGAGAAGCCGCUGGCGCUCUACGUGUUCUCUGAUGAAUCCUCUGUGGUGAAGACGACGAUGGAGAAGACCAGCAGUGGAGGCUUCUGCUCCAACGACGGCAUCGUUCACAUGGCCCUGCCUGGGCUGCCCUUUGGGGGUGUAGGGGCCAGCGGCUGGGGUUCCUACCACGGCCGCUGGGGCUUUGAGACGUUCAGCCACCGGCGCGCCUGCAUGCUGCGCGGCUGGGCUCUGGAGCGGCUCAACGGCCUGCGCUACCCGCCUUACAGUGAAGAAAAGCUGAAGUGGCUGCGCUGGACCACGUCACCACACACCACCUGCUCUCUCAUGUGACGCGCGUCUCUCUCAAAGGCAGCCUGAAUCAGCUUAGUUGGAAAAUAAAGUGGUUUUUUGCAACAUUU
Poeciliopsis prolifica (blackstripe livebearer) is the source of this 1725-nucleotide messenger RNA. It is a transcript of the gene aldh3b1, whose product is annotated as aldehyde dehydrogenase 3 family, member B1. The record is from RefSeq and is a predicted model, not a curated record. Gene Ontology annotation, cellular component: cytoplasm. Bases 248 to 1657 code for a protein of 469 amino acids. Lineage: Eukaryota; Metazoa; Chordata; Actinopteri; Cyprinodontiformes; Poeciliidae. Gene Ontology annotation, molecular function: aldehyde dehydrogenase (NAD+) activity. The transcript is spliced from 11 exons. Gene Ontology annotation, biological process: aldehyde metabolic process.